AUGCAGGCGGCAAACUCACCUAGACCGAGCGAAUCCAGCCUGGCCUUCAACUACGAGCUGAGAUUGGAAUCAUCUGGCGUCAGAGAGAAUAGGAGUUCGAGACUGAGAAUCAGGAGUGGACCGGCGCCGCCAGCUCCGCGGUUUUUGUGGAGAAUCCUUUGCUUCCUGAUUUUCCAGGCGAUGAUCAACUUCGACCUCCGCUGUCGUGCCGCUGAGCUAGCUAAAGCUCCCUUCGCAAACCCAGGACCUUCAACCAUCUGUAAUAUUGGCUCUAUCGCAAUGGCCACUCAGCAAACUCUACCCCCUCUUCCACCCCCUAAAUGGGUCGUCGAUCUCAAAUCACCGUUACCGCGCCCGUCAAUUUCAGCGUCCAGCAUCCCCGACCCGCCCGGCUUCUCGCGCAAGGCUGGUAAAGGCCGCUCGGAAAAAUCGACCACUUCCUCCGCCCCGUCCAAGCCCGCCGAAACCGACACGCUGAAGCUCAAGAAAGCUUGGGAAAUCGCCCUCGCGCCGUCGAAGCAGAUUCCCAUGAACGCGAUCAUGAUGUACAUGUCCGGAAACAGUCUGCAGAUCUUCAGCAUUAUGAUGGUCUUUAUGUUGUUCAAGGGCCCUAUCCAGGGCCUCAUCAACACCAAUAAUGUGUUUGCCAAGUUUGAUUCGGAGACAUUGCGGGGCAAUUCGUUCUGCUGGGGCUGGGGGUGUGGAAGGUUAAUGCUAUGGGUCUUCUGCCGAGGUCCUUAUGCGCUCUUCUGGCUUGCUAAUGUGUGA
Messenger RNA from Aspergillus nidulans FGSC A4, 768 nucleotides. RefSeq names its product chaperone EMC4. The coding region runs from base 1 to 768 and encodes 255 amino acids. NCBI's taxonomy places the organism in Eukaryota, Fungi, Ascomycota, Eurotiomycetes, Eurotiales, Aspergillaceae. The transcript has 4 exons. Gene Ontology annotation, cellular component: endoplasmic reticulum membrane. The record is from RefSeq and is a predicted model, not a curated record.